Molecule: messenger RNA, 1947 nt
Organism: Macrobrachium nipponense
Lineage: Eukaryota; Metazoa; Arthropoda; Malacostraca; Decapoda; Palaemonidae
Product: myosin-3-like
Exons: 1
Coding region: 1-1947 (648 amino acids)
Source: RefSeq, a predicted model, not a curated record
AUGACGCUCAAUUGGGCUGAAGGACCUUCGAGUGUAUCACAGGAUAUUUAUCUUAUAGCUGUGGAAUCUGUUCAUCCAGAACUUGAUGAUGAACAAACCUUUUGGACGCCAGGCAAAGCCGUCGCCAUCACUUGUAUGGGUGUGGCCUUGUUGGCUGGCCUGGCGGUAGCUGCUUACCGAAAAUACCAGCAAAAAGGAAAGUACAUUCACGGACUGGAAAAAGAUCUGGAAUCGCAACGAACCGAGGUGGCCAGACUGAGAGAUCGUCUGGAAACGCAAGAAGAACGACAUGCAAAGACAGAGGAACACCUAGACGAGAUGACCCGAGACAUUCAAUUGUUGGAACACCAGCGAGGACGUUUGGAGGCUGAGAAACAGAUGCUGGAAGAGUUUCUGGAAAAGAGUAAGCUCCAGGAAAGUGAAAUGGAACGUCUCUUGAAAGGAGCUAGGGAGCAGAACGAGUUUCUGCAAAAUGAAAUUGUGGAGAAAAAUCUUAUGAUUGAACGGAACGCAGUUGAAAGAAAAGAAAUGGAAAGUCGUUUGGAAGAAGAAAAGAAAGCAAGAGACAGAGAAAUCGAGACAUUGGAAAAGGAGCUGAGAAGUCGUUUCCAGGACACGAUGGUGACGAAGGAGAGAGAGCUGGAAAGCGCUCUGAAGGAGGGAACCGAGCUCUCCUUGAGAUUAAAGGAAUCUGAAGCCACCAAUCGAGUGUUGGCUUCGGAGAACAAAUACUUCAAGACGGCCAAUGACGAACUGAGAGAAGCUCUGGAAGAGAAAGAGAAAGAGGGCGACCAUCUGAAGAAUUCGAAAGAAGCUUUUACACGAGAAAUUGCUGGGCUACGACAGAAGAAUGCCGAUCUCCAGAAGCAAAUCGAAAAUGGAGAGGAAAAUAAAAACAUUUUGAAUGAAGAAGUUCAGCAGAUGAGAAAUUGGGUAGCUGAACUAGGAGGUCAGAAUGCCAAGAUGGAGGAGGAAUUGGCUCAUAAAGAACUGGAAGCAAAGUCGACGAAGAAUUCUCUAGAAAAUGCAGAAGAAAAUAACAAAAUUUUAAAUGAAGAGGUUCAGCAGAUGAAAAAUUGGAUAGCUGAACUAGGAGGACAAAAUGCCAAGAUGGAGGAGGAAUUGGCCCGUAAAGAACUGGAAGUAAAGUCGAUGGAGAAUUCUCUAGAAAAUGCAGAAGAAAAGAACAAACUUUUAAAUGGAGAGGUUCAGCAGAUGAAAAAUUGGGUAGCUGAACUAGGAGGACAAAAUGCCAAGAUGGAGGAGGAAUUGGCCUGUAAAGAACUGGAAGUAAAGUCGAUGGAGAAUUCUCUAGAAAAUGCAGAAGAAAAGAACAACAUUUUAAAUGAAGAGGUUCAGCAGAUGAGAAACUGGGUAGCUGAACUAGGAGGUCAAAAUGCCAAGAUGGAGGAGGAAUUGGCCAAUAACGAACAUGAAAUAAACUCACUAAAGAAUUCUUUAGAAAAUGGAGAAGAAGUGAACAAAAUCUUAAAUGGAGAAGUUCAGCAGAUGAGAAAUUGGGUAGCUGAACUAGGAGGGAAAAAGGCCAAGUUGGAAGAAGAGUUACGUAAUAAAGAACAGGAAGUAAAUUUACUGAAAGCAGAAGCUCAGCUGAUUAGAAACUGGAUAGCUGAAGUCGAAGGUGAAAAGGCUGAAAUGAAGGAAGAGUUAGCUAAGAGGGACCAGCAAGUGACUCUACUGAUGAACUGUUUAGAAAAUGAAGGAGAGAAAAACAGACUUCUGAAUGAAGAACUCGAGCAGAUGAAGAUGCGGCUGGCUCAAUUGGAAGCCAUGAAUUCAGAUAUUAAGGGUGUAUUGACCCAAAAAGAAAAAGACAUUAUGUCCAUGGCUAAUGCUCUAGAAACCGAAAAAGAGAGGAAUAAAGAAUUAAGGAAAAACUUGCUGAAGCAACUUGAAAGACUUGAUCACAUAGUAUCAUUGACCUGA